Molecule: messenger RNA, 582 nt
Organism: Leptosomus discolor (cuckoo roller)
Lineage: Eukaryota; Metazoa; Chordata; Aves; Leptosomiformes; Leptosomidae
Source: RefSeq, a predicted model, not a curated record
AUGGCCGAGGUGCCUGCUGCGCCCUGCCGCCUCACCCCUGCCGCUCUCCUUUCCCUGCAGGGUGCUGGCCCCGUGGGCAGCUGGCAACACAGGAUGGGGCUGGGGCUGGUGCUGUGGGCCUGCCUGAUGCUGGGCAUGGCUGGCGGGGAGAGUCCAGCACCAGAAUCCUUGGUGGGUGGCCAGCCCUUCACCGUGGUGUGGAACAUCCCCACCGGCCGCUGCCAGCGCCGCUUUGGCAUGGGGCUGCCCCUUGGCAACUAUGGCAUCGUGGAGAACCAGCGUGGCCGCUUUGCCGGCCAGAACAUCACCGUCUUCUACAAGAAUAAGUUUGGGCUGUACCCCUACCUGUCGCAGCAGGGCGUCCCCCAUAGGGGCAUCCCCCAGCGGGUCCCCCUCAGCGCCCACCUCACCAGGGUGGCCAGGGACAUCCACCUCCUCCUGCGCCCCGCUUUCCACGGCCUGGCAGUGGUGGACUGGGAGGAGUGGAGGCCCCUCUGGGCCCAAAACUGGGGGGCCAAGCGGAUCUACUGGGCAGCCUCAGAGCAGUGGGUGCGGGCCCGGCCUGGCCUCCUGCCGGCACGG